CAGGCGAUUUGGGCAUAGACAUAGCCAGCACCUUCUUCAAGCCAAUCGAAGGUGCAGAGCCACUGCAUCCGAAUAACGGAAACACAAAGAUCACAGUAGUGGGCGUGGGAAAUGUGGGAAUGGCGGUGGCGCAAACGAUUCUCACCCAGGAGCUCACCAGUGAGUUAGCCUUGGUAGACGUGGAUGCAGAAAAACUAAGGGGCGAAAUGCUGGACCUGCAACACGCCGCCGCCUUUCUUCCGCGGACGAAGAUCGUGGCGGGUAGCGACUAUACCGUCUCUGCCAGUUCGGACGUCUGCAUAAUCACGGCGGGUGCACGGCAACGGGAAGGGGAGUCCCGGUUGUCGCUGGUUGAACGGAACGUGCAGCUUUUCAAGAGUAUCGUUCCGCAGGUGGUGAAGCACAGCCCGGAGGCCAUACUCCUGGUGGUGUCAAACCCGGUGGACAUUCUGACCUACGUGGCCUGGAAGCUCUCGGGGUUCCCAUCGAAUAGGGUGAUUGGAAGCGGCACCAAUCUGGAUUCUUCACGGUUCUGCUUCAUGAUAGCUGAGCAUCUCGAUGUUAAUGCGCAGGACGUUGAGGCGUACAUUGUUGGGGAACACGGGGAUAGUUCCGUGGCGCUGUGGUCGUCCAUUAGUGUUGGAGGUAUGCCGGUGCUUGGGUUUUUGAAUAAGCAGGAGAUCCCUUAUGAGAAGCACCACUUGGAGGCUAUUCAUCGGGCUGUUGUUGAUAGUGCUUAUGAGGUUAUUGAGCUCAAGGGGUACACUUGUUGGGCCAUUGGGUAUUCAGCUGCUAACUUGGUCAAGAGUUUGCUGCGUAACCAGAGGAGAAUACACCCGGUGUCUGUGUUGGCGAAGGGGUUUCAUGGGAUUGAAGAUGAGGUUUUUCUUAGCCUGCCUUCGUUGAUUGGAAGAAGAGGGGUUCUUAGUGCUGUGAAUUUUCACUUGACUGAGGAGGAGACCCAGCAGCUCAGGCUCUCCGCUCAGGCCAUUCUUGACGUUCAGAAGCAGCUCUCUAUUUGAUGACGUACAAGGGAGGAUAUCAUAUUUGUUGAGGUUUCAACUAUGUCGUCGACUUCUUCUCGGGACUAUAAUUCUUAGCUAGUGGUCAUGAUUAAGGAGGGGAGAAGAAAGUAGAUUUCUAUGUAAGGAAAUAAAGGAAGAAUAAACAAUAGAUUUAUUCCUCUAUUAGUA
Molecule: messenger RNA, 1193 nt
Organism: Cryptomeria japonica (Japanese cedar)
Lineage: Eukaryota; Viridiplantae; Streptophyta; Pinopsida; Cupressales; Cupressaceae
Product: L-lactate dehydrogenase B-like
Exons: 1
Coding region: 120-1022 (300 amino acids)
Biological process (GO): carboxylic acid metabolic process
Cellular component (GO): cytoplasm
Molecular function (GO): L-lactate dehydrogenase (NAD+) activity
Source: RefSeq, a predicted model, not a curated record